AAUGAAAAUUUUCCCUCAACGGAAUCAAUUACCCUUUUCUAGUGAGAGAAAACGAAGAAAAACCCUUCUGUUAGCGUAAACUCUCCGACUAGAACAGCCGAGAGAAGAACAGAGUUCCGCGUAUUCAAUUCAAUGGCCAACAGCAAUUUACCGCGUAGAAUCAUCAAGGAGACGCAGCGUCUUCUGAGCGAACCGGCACCAGGAAUAAGUGCGUCUCCAUCAGAAGAAAAUAUGCGGUAUUUCAAUGUUAUGAUUCUUGGUCCCACACAGUCUCCUUAUGAAGGAGGUGUUUUUAAGCUGGAGUUGUUUCUACCUGAGGAGUAUCCUAUGGCUGCCCCAAAGGUUCGCUUCCUCACAAAAAUUUACCACCCCAACAUUGAUAAGCUCGGAAGGAUAUGCCUUGAUAUUCUCAAGGACAAGUGGAGUCCUGCUCUUCAGAUUAGAACUGUACUUCUUAGCAUUCAAGCACUUCUAAGUGCUCCAAAUCCUGAUGACCCACUCUCAGAGAACAUUGCCAAGCAUUGGAAAGCAAAUGAGGCUGAAGCUGUUGAAACAGCUAAAGAGUGGACACGUUUAUAUGCAAGUGGUGCCUGAAGUACACGGAACCUGUGUUUCCUUUAGUAUCUAAUAUUGUAUUCUAUCGAACAUCAAACCAUACUGCAAAAUUUGAAAAUAUGAUGAUGCUCGAAACCUUUGGUAUUUAGUUUACGGUGUUACUGCUUUGUACUUGUUUCAUAUUUGCUCUGUUGUUCAAAAUGUGCAAUGAUAAAAAGGCACUUGUGAACGUUAGUCGAUAAGUGUCGAUUUUACUCAUUGAAAGUAUA
Messenger RNA from Sesamum indicum (sesame), 824 nucleotides. It is a transcript of the gene UBC36, whose product is annotated as ubiquitin-conjugating enzyme 36. Lineage: Eukaryota; Viridiplantae; Streptophyta; Magnoliopsida; Lamiales; Pedaliaceae. The record is from RefSeq and is a predicted model, not a curated record.